This is a messenger RNA of Coregonus sp. 'balchen', 6252 nucleotides long. NCBI's taxonomy places the organism in Eukaryota, Metazoa, Chordata, Actinopteri, Salmoniformes, Salmonidae. The record is from the annotation of a GenBank genome assembly.
AUGACCACUAAUCCAGUAAGUUCCUCAUAGUACAUUGACAUACUAACUGAUUGGACAUUCUACCAAAAGAGUCAAAUAGUUGUGGCAUUCCUGAAAUGUUCGGAAUUGUUUAAUUGCCUAUUCUAGUGCAUUAAAUGUAGUUAUUACAUUGUAGCAGAAGAGUGGUCAAACUGUUUAAUUUCACUUGACCUUUUCAUCUUGUUUACUGUAUGUCUUCUUCACAGUACCAGGAGUCAGGUCCCUACGUCACUAACGAGGGUUUCCAUGACGGUAAGGGGACUCAGGGGAGAUCCCCUCCACUCAACCCAUCUGCGGAGGAACUACCCCAGUUUGUACAGGAAGUGGGCUCUGCACCUCCCCCUGAUAGCACUGCCUCUAUACCUGACCGCAAAGGUGUCUCCCCUUUACCUUAUCUGACAGUUGUUACCUGCAUACACUUUGUCCUCUUCCUGUCAGACUGUGUUAUUGGAAUUAAGCAACAAAAAAAUGUUUUAAACUUUUUUAGUAGUACAAAUGAGUAUGUCUUUGAUGUUAUGUUAAAGAAGAAUGUAGAAGAAUUUGUCCAUAUUCCUUAACCUGUUUCAGGUGGGAGGAACGGGUGCAUCAAGUACUUAGUGACCACUGUCAUCAGUGUGCUCCUUCUCCUAUUGGUUGCUGUGAUCUUGCUUGGAUACUACUGUAAGUAUGUGUUUUUCCCUCAUCAUUUGGCCUCAACCCUAAAACAUACACUAUAUAUAAAAAAGUAUGUGGACACCCCUUCAAAUUAGUGGGUUCGCCUAUUUCAGCCACACCUGUUGCUGACAAGUAUAUAAAAUCGAACACACAGCCAUGCAAUCUCCAUAGACAAACAUUGUCAGUAGAAUGGCCUUACUGAAGAGCUCAGUGACUUUCAGUGUGGCACCGUCAUAGGAUGCCACCUUUCCAACAAGUCACUUCGUCAAUUUUCAUGUGGAAACAUCAAGGAGCAACAACGUGAAGUGGUAGGCCAGAACAGGACCGCCGAGUGCUGAAGUGCGUAGCGCGUAAAAAUGGUCUGUCCUUGGUUGCAACACUCACUACCGAGUUCCAAACUGCCUCUAGAAGCAACGUCAGCACAAGAACUGUUCGUCGGGAGCUUCAUUAAAUGGGUUUCCAUGGCCAAGCAGCUGCACACAAGCAUAAGAUCACCAUGUGCAAUGCCAAGCGUUAGCAGGAGUGGUGUAAAGCUUGCCGCCAUUGGACUCUGGAGCAGUGGAAACGCAUUCUCUGGAGUGAUGAAUCACGCUUCACCAUCUGUCAGUCCGACGGACAAAUCCGGGUUUGGCGGAUGCCAGGAGAACGCUACCUGCCCCAAUGCAUAGUGGCAACUGUAAAGUUUGGUGGAGGAGGAUUAAUGGUCUGGGGCUGUUUUUCAUGGUUCGGGCUAGGCCCCUUAGUUCUAGUGAAGGGAAAUCUUAACGCUACAGCAUAAAAUGACAUUGUGGCAACAGUUUGGGGAAGGGCCUUUCCUGUUUCAGCAUGACAAUGCUCUUGUGCACAAAGCAAAGUCCUAUCAGAAAUGGUUUGUCGAGAUUGGUGUGGAAGAACUUGACUGGCCUGCACAGAGCCCUGCUCCUCAACCCCAUCGAACACCUUUGGGAUGAAUUGGAACGCAUUCCCAGAAGAGUGGAGGCUGUUAUAGCAGCAAAGGUGGGACCAACUCCAUAUUAAUGUCCAUUGUUUUGGAAUAAGAUGUUUGACGAGCAGGUGUCUACAUACUUUUCAAAUCAAAUCAAAUCAAAUCAAAUUUUAUUGGCCACAUGCGCCGAAUACAACAGGUGCAGACAUUACAGUGAAUGCUUACUUACAGCCCUUAACCAACAGUGCAUUUAUUUUUAACAAUAAAAGUAAAAAUAAAACAACAACAAAAAAAGUGUUGAGAAAAAAAGAGCAGAAGUCAAAUAAAAUAACAGUAGGGAGGCUAUAUAUACAGGGGGGUACAGGUGCAGAGUCAAUGUGCGGGGGCACCGGCUAGUUGAGGUAGUUGAAGUAAUAUGUACAUGUGGGUAGAGUUGAAGUGACUAUGCAUAAAUAAUUAACAGAGUAGCAGCAGCGUAAAAGGAUGGGGUGGGGGGGCAGUGCAAAUAGUCCGGGUAGCCAUGAUUAGCUGUUCAGGAGUCUUAUGGCUUGGAGGUAGAAGCUGUUGAGAAGUCUUUUGGACCUAGACUUGGCACUCCGGUACCGCUUGCCGUGCAGUAGCAGAGAGAACAGUCUAUGACUAGGGUGACUGGAGUCUUUGACAAUUUUGAGGGCCUUCCUCUGACACCGCCUGGUAUAGAGGUCCUGGAUGGCAGGAAGCUUGGCCCCAGUGAUGUACUGGGCCGUACGCACUACCCUCUGUAGUGCCUUGCGGUCGGAGGCCAAGCAGUUGCCAUACCAGGCGGUGAUGCAACCAGUCAGGAUGCUCUCGAUGGUGCAGCUGUAUAAUUUUUUGAGGAUCUGAGGACCCAUGCCAAAUCUUUUCAGUCUCCUGAGGGGGAAUAGGCUUUGUCGUGCCCUUGGUGUGUUUGGACCAUGAUAUUUCGUUGGUGAUGUGGACACCAAGGAACUUGAAGCUCUCAACCUGUUCCACUACAGCCCCGUCGAUGAGAAUGGGGCGUGCUCAGUCCUCUUUUUUUUCCUGUAGUCCACAAUCAUCUCCUUUGUCUUGGUCACGUUGAGGGAGAGGUUGUUAUCCUGGCACCACACGGCCAGGUCUCUGACCUCCUCCCUAUAGGCUGUCUCAUCGUUGUCGGUGAUCAGACCUACCACCUUUUGGUCAUGUAGUGUAGUUGCAUUUCAUUCACUUCAAUUUGAUGAAUUAAACUUGUUCCCUUCCGACCAUCCUUAACCUCACCCUUCAGUGUCCUCCAGCUGUGCGCGUGGGGUGGCGUGUGGUGAUGGUCGCUGUGUCAGCCAGUCUCAGUGGUGUGAUGGGGUAAGAGACGGUCCAGCAGCGCAGGAUGAAGCUCAGUGUUGUAAGUAUCCAUUUUUCAUUACAUUUUGGUAAUUUAGCAGAUGUUCUAAACCAGAACAAUUUACAGUCAGUGCGUUACACUUAAGGUAGUAAAACAACCACAAAUCAGUGAUUGUAAGUAAAGCUUUUCUCAAUAAAGCGGCUAUCAGCAAAAUCAUUGCUAAUAAGAAAAGACAAGCUCAAGUGUUAGUGCAAGAAAGGCAAGUACAACAGUAAGUGUUAUUUUAUUUAUUUUUAUUAGGGGGGUGCUAGGGGGUUCAAACAAGGUACUCUUUGAAGAUAGGUUUUCAGACGCUUAACCUUUACCCAUUCAGACCUCUGGUCAUCUGCCCUGACAAAGACCUGGCUGGGAGAUUUUACUGUACAGGUACUGUGUGUCUACUUAUGUUGGUUUUUGCUCUUUUACUAAACAUUGUGUGUUGUGCUAUUUGUUUUUGUACAGUGAGGCUGUGUGGCUCCAGUUUUCUUCUGCAGGCCUAUUCGUCUGACAGUGGAUUGUGGAGGACAGUGUGCUUAGAUGAAUGGGCUGAUCACCAUGGGAAGGCAGCCUGUCAGCUUUUAGGAUACAGCAGGAGAGACAUACUGUAUCUAGAUUCAGAUUUAUUUUGUUUUUUAUCUUUAUGCCAAUUUUUUAUAGUAUAGAAAAUGGAAUCUUCCCCAUAUGCAUUGUGAGAUAGUCAAGCAAGCAUAAACGUGAAUGUAAAACAGUGGGCAUGUGUUAUGGUAAUUUAUUUCAUUUGUUUGCUAUGGGUUCACAGAGACACAUAUGUUAAAUCUGGCCAACAGAAGACAAAUGCCAGUGGAUUCUUAAUGCUGAAAUCUGGGUCAAGCCCUGAUACACCCAUAAUGCAACAGCUUGCGAGCAGGUCAGUGAAAAAAUGUGAGCCAAUCACAUUUAAUAUCAUACCAUUUCCCAAUGGUAUGAUAUGUUAAACUCUUGAUAACACCGUCUAACUGUAUUUUUGUGAUAUAUUUUACUCUCCUCACGAAACCUGUCCCAGUGUUAAUGGGGUAACCCUGAAGUGCAUAGCUAAGUCAUUAUGUAACUUUCUCAGUAAUUAGUUAUAGAGCAACUUCAUGUAAAGUGUUACCACCUGAUAAACCUCUGUUUCCAGACUGUGGUACCAGAGUAGUCUCCAAUUCGAGUCGUGUAGUGGGGGGCCAGGAGGCCAGUUUGGGGGCCUGGCCAUGGCAGGUCAGCCUCCAGGUCGACGGCUUUCACGUCUGCGGCGGUUCCAUCAUCACCCCCUACUGGAUAGUGACGGCAGCACACUGCGUAGUGGAGUAAGUCCAUAGACAUGCACUAUAUUAUUUAAAUAUAUAUCAUUGGGUAUGUCCAGCACAGUCCACUUCUGAGCGUAUUCUUUUGAAUCUGUGGCAUCCUGGUUAAAUUGACUAGUUUAAUUUCAGUCACUCUUAUCCUGAAGACUGGACAGUACAUGCAGGAUUUGGGAAUCAAAUAUCUACACACUUCAGCCCUGGCCGUUCUUCAGUGAGCCACAUUGUCACCCAUGAUUACAACACAGAGAUGACAAAUGACAUCGCCCUCAUGAGACUCAUUAAACCAUUACAGAUUAAUGGUAGGACUUAUAUUAUCUUGUUGUUCUCCCUUGUCAGCAGACUAUUUCAGCACAAAGACUUCAUGUAGUUAAUAUUUUGCUCAUCGCUAAGCUCAUAGCACAGAAAUGCUUUACUAUUCUUUCUUUCCUAUGCAGAUCAAAUAAGGCCUGUAUGUUUGCCCAAUGUCGGGCUGGACUUCACUGCUCCCCGGAAAUGCUGGAUUUCAGGGUUUGGCAGCACAGUUUCUAGUGGUAAGUCAUCAUUAUGCAAUAUCAUGAGAAUAUACUAAUGACCUGUGUUUGCACUCACUUCAAGAGAGAAAUUAUAUAUAUAUAUAUAUAUAUAUUAUUUUUUUUACAGUUGACUAAAAAAAGAGGUACCAUAUGUACAGCACAUGACAUGGUGUUGAGCAACAUCAUAUUACCAACCCAGUUGUUGUCAAAAUUAAUACCCUGCAUAUCAAUACAAUCAGAAGCCAUUAGAAAUGUUGUAGCUAAGAUCUGUUCUGUUGAGUAUGAUGAAGGGAGAUGUUCGAUGUGUUCACCUGUCUGUCCCAGGGUCAGGCUCCAGCUCUCUGAUGGAAGCUGAGGUGUCACUGAUAGACAGGACCAUCUGUAACAGCUCCUCUGUCUACAAUGGGAAGAUCACAGAGGACAUGAUAUGUGCCGGCAGGCUGGAGGGAGGAGUGGACUCAUGCCAGGUAACAGAUAGUUACCUAUGAGGCACAGUGGGUCAGUUAUUAGCCUGGGUACCAGACCUGGUUGUGCGAUCAUUUCAUUCCUUGCCCUCCUUGUCAUAUGCCAGGAGUUUAAUGAUGGAACAAACAGGUCUGGUACCCAGGCUAGGUCCCUAUAUGUCCAGAGUUUUUACUGGUCCGAUUAAGUGUUUUUAGAAAAACUUAGAGCCCCACUCAUAUUCUCUUUACCAUGAAUGACAAAAUAUAUUUGAAGGUUAAGAAAAAUAAAGACAAAAUCGAUCUAUUAUAUCAUGAAAGUAUCAGGAGUCUACAGUAUGAGGAGCCUAAAUCAUUUAUCACUUGCUCUGUUCAUUCAUGGAGUCAUUCUGAAUAAGAACACCUUAACCUAUAAACAAGAUGUUUAAAGACAGUUGGAUAAGGCUUUCACACUGCCACAGUAAUGUACCUUCGUUCUGUUUCUAUAAAAGUAAAACAAAAGAGUAUCAUACCAGUGGAAUCCCUCAAUCAUACAAUUCCACUUCUCCUGUACAAACAUAGCAGUGACAUUAGGGGUGUUCCUACGUUUUGAACAGAUCAUAUAGAGGGUUUUCAUGCCUUUAUGGAACAUGCUCUCUGGCCUUGGUGAAACAAAACCUCCAUUAUAUACUGUGCCUUUAGCCAGUUAAGUUGGUGAGUGGUGUAUAUCCACUACCACAUUAUGUGAUUGAAUGGCCUGUAAAACAUCAAUACUGAUUAUUCAGUUUCAGAAAAACAAGCUCAAUGAAACUGCACUUAAUAGCAUAGAAACAGAAGACACCCUCUAAUACUCAUUGGAUUGUCUAUUGCAUCAUUCCUUAAAUGUGACAUGUACUCCGUCUCCCAGGGAGACAGUGGUGGCCCGCUUGUGACAGAGAAGGACUCAGUAUGGUGGCUGGUAGGGGACACAAGCUGGGGAGAUGGCUGUGCCCAGAGGAACAAACCAGGCGUCUAUGGCAAUGUCACCUUCUUCCUAGGCUGGAUCUAUGAGCAAAUACAGGUAUAA